Messenger RNA from Dermacentor albipictus, 1119 nucleotides. RefSeq names its product holotricin-3-like. The record is from RefSeq and is a predicted model, not a curated record. NCBI's taxonomy places the organism in Eukaryota, Metazoa, Arthropoda, Arachnida, Ixodida, Ixodidae.
AUGCCUCCUGCUCCGCAACCCACCUGGAGUAUCUCGCACCGACACAAGUAUUCUCUGCCGACUGUGGCUUGUCAACAACAACAACAACAACAACAACAACAACAACAACAACAACAACAACAACAACAACAACAACAACAACAACAACAACAACCCAAGGAGAAAAGAACAGUAUCAUCUGCUCUUAUGCAAUGUGAUGCAAAGGCGAUGUGGUGCUCUGAAGAGCUGCUUCUGAGUCACAAACACGCUGACAAGGUCUACUCACGGAGGCAUCCAGGCUAUUUUAAUUCCAUUGACAAGGACGCAGGGAGGCCACGAGAGCCUGCACUGCGAGCCGAAUCGAGCAACGCAUUCAGUGCUUUCCAGCGGAGCAGCUCAGGGAUUGUAGCCAUGAAGACGAUCGUGCUCGUCUUAGCAUCGCUAGUAGCGACGAUGACCAGCGGUGUGCAAGGUGGAUACGACAUCAACGCGCUACACGCCCUGAGCGCCGUCAACGCCGGUCAUGGAGGCGGCGGUGGUGGUGGCGGCGGCUACGGAGGAGGCUACGGUGGUCACGGGGUCCCCAUUGUCAGAGUCGGCUACGUCAAGAAACCCUACGUGUCUAUCGGCUAUGUGCCCAAGAAGGUGGUGAAGUUUGUCAAGGUGCCCGUCAAGACCGUCGGUAUUGGCCUUAGGCCUGUGCUAACCUACAAAGUUGCCCAUCAGGUCAAGGUUGGUCACCCAUACUUUGGAUACGGACACGGCUAUGGACAUGGCUAUGGACACGGCCAUGGCUAUGGUGGUCACGGAUACGGCAAGGGUAUCAGCAUCGGCUUUGGAGGUCACGGCCUCGGCAUUGGUCUUGGACACGGAUAUGGUGGCUACGGACACGGCGGUUACGGUCAUGGUUACGGCGGUUACGGACAUGGAUUCGGCCACGGCUACGGCCACGGGCAUGGUGGCUACGGUGGCUACGGACAUGGUUUCUGGUGAUUGGUGUGCGUGCUGGCGACGUCAUCCUGGUCAUACUCAACGGUUGCGGACAAACUGAACCUCAUCUGUACAUAACCUCAUCCUGCUCAACUCUUAGGCUUAAUACGAUUAUUAAUAAUAAAAUGUGUAUAUACGUGUCCUUACAAA